Molecule: messenger RNA, 1185 nt
Organism: Salvelinus namaycush (lake trout)
Lineage: Eukaryota; Metazoa; Chordata; Actinopteri; Salmoniformes; Salmonidae
Product: keratin, type I cytoskeletal 9-like
Exons: 1
Coding region: 1-1185 (394 amino acids)
Source: RefSeq, a predicted model, not a curated record
AUGGAGUUGGCAGCAGGGGGUGCUUCAUGGAGCUGGCAGCAGGGGGUGCUUCAUGGAGUUGGCAGCAGGGGGUGCUUCAUGGAGCUGGCAGCAGGGGGUGCUUCAUGGAGCUGGCAGCAGGGGGUGCUUCAUGGAGCUGGCAGCAGGGGUGCUUCAUGGAGCUGGCAGCAGGGGGUGCUUCAUGGAGCCGGCAGCAGGGGGUGCUUCAUGGAGUUGGCAGCAGGGGGUGCUUCAUGGAGCCGGCAGCAGGGGGUGCUUCAUGGAGCCGGCAACAGGGGGUGCUUCAUGGAGCCGGCAGCAAGUGGUCCUUCAUGGAGCUGGCAGCAGGGGGGGCUUCAUGGAGCUGGCAGCAGGGGGUGCUUCAUGGAGCUGGCAACAGGGGGUGCUUCAUGGAGCUGGCAGCAGGGGGUCCUUCAUGGAGCUGGCAGCAGGGGGGGCUUCAUGGAGCUGGCAGCAGGGGGGGGCUUCAUGGAGCUGGCAGCAGGGGGUGCUUCAUGGAGCUGGCAGCAGGGGGGGCUUCAUGGAGCUGGCAGCAGGGGGGGGCUUCAUGGAGCUGGCAGCAGGGGGUCCUUCAUGGAGCUGGUAGCAGGUGGGGCUUCAUGGAGCUGGCAACAGAGGGCGCUUCAUGGAGCCGGCAGCAGGGGGUGCUUCAUGGAGCCGGCAGCAGGGGGUGCUUCAUGGAGCUGGCAGCAGGGGGUGCUUCAUGGAGCCGGCAGCAGGGGGUGCUUCAUGGAGCCGGCAGCAGGGGGUGCUUCAUGGAGCCGGCAGCAGGGGGUGCUUCAUGGAGCCGGCAGCAGGGGGUGCUUCAUGGAGUUGGCAGCAGGGGGUGCUUCAUGGAGCCGGCAGCAGGGGGUGCUUCAUGAAGCCGGCAGCAGAGGGUGCUUCAUGGAGCCGGCAGCAGGGGGUGCUUCAUGGAGCCGGCAGCAGGGGGUGCUUCAUGGAGCCGGCAGCAGGGGGUGCUUCAUGGAGCCGGCAGCAGGGGGUGCUUCAUGGAGCCGGCAGCAAGUGGUCCUUCAUGGAGCUGGCAGCAGGGGGGGCUUCAUGGAGCUGGCAGCAGGGGGUGCUUCAUGGAGCUGGCAGCAGGGGGUCCUUCAUGGAGCUGGCAGCAGGGGGGGCUUCAUGGAGCUGGCAGCAGGGGGGGGCUUCAUGGAGCUGGCAGCAGGGGGUCCUUCAUGGAGCUGGUAG